This is a messenger RNA of Striga asiatica, 1275 nucleotides long. NCBI's taxonomy places the organism in Eukaryota, Viridiplantae, Streptophyta, Magnoliopsida, Lamiales, Orobanchaceae. The record is from the annotation of a GenBank genome assembly.
UUUCAAUUAUGUGACACCAAAUUUAUGAUUUGGGCCCCCAGUUACAUCGACCAACCUACAUAUGGCCAUUUCAAAUUUUCCAUUAUAGAUUCGAAAACCUCUUCACCGCGACCUGCUCCGGUACUUAUACGCUCAAAGUUAUUUUCCGGCGCCGGAGAUCUUGCGCGCGCACCUGUAUUCUAGUUCACACGCACAAGAGAAACCCCACAUUUUAGAAUGUCAAUGGGCAGCGACACCACCUGGGUGGGAAAAAAGCCAAUGAGAAGAGUCGGAGGGAUGUCCGAUGCUCUCUCCAUCGCCGCCGAUAUUGGAUUUUCCGUUCCUCCUCCGCCAUCUCAGGAAGAUAUCCAGAAUUUAUCGACAGGUUCCCGUGAGAAGGGGGACGACCUGGUAAGGAUCCUGAGAGAAUUGACGGCUGUGCAAAGAAAGAUUGCGGAUCUGCAAGUGGAACUUCAAGGCAGAAAGGAGGACAAGAAUGUUGCACAUUUGACACACGUGAGUGAAAUGGAGAAGAAGAUCGAGACUUUAUCUCGGAUCACAACUAUAUUGAAAGACGUUAUUCAGAAUAAGGAUCGGAUUAUUGCUCGCCUUCAGCAACCCUACUCCUUGGAUUGCAUACCUGUGGAAGCUGAGUAUCAGAAACAAUUUUCAGAACUACUAAUGAAGGCAGCAAGUGAUUAUGGAGCCUUAACGGCCUCUGUUGCUGAUUUUCAGUGGAGUCAGAACUUUAAAGAACCACCUACAAUAUGGGGCGAAAUGCUCCGUCCAAUUCCCGUGGCUUUAGCGUCUUGCACUCGUUUUUUCGAGGCUAUGACUGCAAUGAGAGAAUCAUUUGCCAAACUGCAAACACUGAGAGUCGGCCAUUCAUCUCAAAGGGCAACGAGAGAUUCUGAAUGCGUGACUCCUCCAGCUUGGAGAACCGAGUCGAGUUUUGAUGAUUUAGCCGUAAAUGGCCUCAGAAGCCAAGGCAGUGAAUGGCACGGAGGUGAAGAUACAAACAGUGAGGUUGUUGAUUCAAGCUCAGUUGAUGCGACUGCGAACAGGAGAUUAUCUUGGCCGCCUUCUGUUAAAAAUAAUGGAUUGUGAUUUAUAUUUAAAAAGGAUUUUACUAUGAGCCAAGUUGGAUUUUCUUAUGUGCUAUUUUCUUGUAUAGAAGGUGAAAGCUUGCACUAUUGAUGACUGAGAAUAGUAAGUGUGUUCUGUAAGUUGUUGAUGUUUGAAUAUCCAAUGCAAACGCCUCUCAUUAUGAUUUUGCAGUGAUUUUCUAUCAUGAAA